Cajanus cajan (pigeon pea) is the source of this 3904-nucleotide messenger RNA. RefSeq names its product paired amphipathic helix protein Sin3-like 4. Gene Ontology annotation, molecular function: transcription corepressor activity. The record is from RefSeq and is a predicted model, not a curated record. Gene Ontology annotation, biological process: negative regulation of transcription by RNA polymerase II. Gene Ontology annotation, cellular component: chromatin; histone deacetylase complex. NCBI's taxonomy places the organism in Eukaryota, Viridiplantae, Streptophyta, Magnoliopsida, Fabales, Fabaceae.
GCAACAUAUUUCCAGGCAGAAGACAGAAGUAUAGCUACCGCAUUGGCGCAUUGUGAACUCUCUCACCUUCAUACUGUGAAUUUGUGUUCGACCUCUUUCUUUUCUGCCGCAGAUUAUCGUCACGUUGCUUUGCUUUCAACGAUGAAGAGGUCAAGGGAUGAUGAUAAACUGCCCAUGGUGUCUUCUAGUGUGGAACCCUUGGGGAAACCACAAAUGACGAGCGGGGGUUGGCAGAAACUAACCACAAAUGAUGCUUUGGCAUAUCUCAAGACAGUAAAGGACAAGUUUCAAGAUAAGACGGAAAAGUAUGAUGACUUUCUGGAAGUCAUGAAGGAUUUCAAGGCUCAAAGAAUUGAUACAAUGGGUGUUAUAGAAAGAGUGAAAGAAUUGUUUAACGGUAAUGAAGAUCUAAUUUUGGGAUUUAAGGUCUUCUUGCCAAAGGGAUAUGAAAAUGCCCUUCCAUUGGUGGAUGAACAACCUCCCCAAAAGAAGCCUGUUGAAUUUGCGGAAGCCAUAAAUUUUGUGGGCAAGAUUAAGACUCGUUUUCAAGGCAAUGACCAUGUUUAUAAGUCAUUUCUAGACAUAUUAAAUAUGUACAGAAAAAAAACCAAGUCUCUCCCUGAGGUUUACCAGGAGGUUGCGGCCCUUUUCCAGGACCAUGCAGAUCUUCUUGAGGAGUUUACUCGGUCUCUUCCUGAUACAUCAGGAACAGCCUCUACUCACUUUGCUGCUGUUAAAAUUUCUCUCCUUCAUGAUCAGAGCUCUGCUAUGCCAACAGUGAUGCAAAAGAAUGUUAAAAAGAGAGAAAGGACCAUAGUAGCUUCACAUGGAGAUCCUGACCUCAGUGCUUCCCAUCCUGAUUCAGAAGUUGACAUGUGUUUGAUGAAGGCUGAUAAGGAUCAGAGGAGUCAUGGUGCAAAGGAAAACCAUAGAGAAGAGAGAGACAAGAGACUGCAGGAAAGGGAUAAUCUUGAUGGUAUUAUGGAGUGUUUAUAUCACAAGCGGAAAUCUGGUGGUAGAGCGGAAGACUCUAGUGCUGAACAAUUGCAUGAUACUGAUGAAAAUUUUGGCAUGCACCCUAUCUCAUCUGCUUCUGAGGAUAUAAUUUCUUUGGAAAGUAUGUGUAGUCCUUUGCAUGGUUACCUUGAAAAGGUUGAGGAGAAAUUACGAAAUCCUGAGGAUUACCUGGAAUUUUUGAAGUGCCUACUUAUUUACAGCAAGGAAAUAAUUACCCAACCAGAAUUGCAAUCAUUGGUGGGCAAUUUACUGGGAAAAUAUGCAGAUCUUAUGGAGGGAUUUAAUGAAUUUUUAGCACAGUGUGAUAAGAAUGAGAGAUUCCUUGCUGAUGUCAUGAAUAAAAAGUUCUUAUUGCAUGAAGUACAUGGACCAAAACCAAUGAAGGUAGAGAAUAGUGAUCAAUAUUGUUGUGGGGGUGACGGGAUGAAAAAAAUGGAUCACAAAUGCGGAGAAAGGGACAAGUCAAAUGCAACUGAUGACAAGGAUCUUUCAGUUCCUAAUAUGCCUCUGUGUGCCAGCGAGGAUAAAUAUGCAGCAAAACCUACAUGUGAUCUUGAUCUUUCUAACUGUGAACAAUGCACUCCCAGUUACCGUCUUCUACCAAAAAAUUACCCAAUUCCACCAGCUAGCCAGAGAUCAGAACAUGCUGUAGAGGUAUUAAAUGAUCACUGGGUUUGUGUUGCUUCUGUUAGUGAGGAAAAUUCCUUUAAAGUCAGGUGCAAAAACCAGUAUGAGGAAAGCUUAUUUAGGUGUGAAGAUGACAGCAGGGUUGAACUUGAUAUGUUAUUACUAUAUGUAACUGAGACAAUUGAAGAAGUUGUAAAGCUCUUGGGAAAAAUUAAUGCUAAUACAACUGAGGGAUGCAGUCCAAUUUGUGUUGAGGAGCACUUAACAGCUCUAAAUUUUAGGUGCAUUGAACGAAUUUAUGGUCAACAUGGGCUUGAUGUAACGAAUUUGCUAAAGAAGAAUGCAUCUUUAGUUUUGCCGGUCAUUUUAACCCGCUUGAAGCAGAAACAGGAUGAGUUGGCAAGGUGUCGUGCUGAUUUUAAUAUAGUCUGGGCUGAAAUAUAUGCAAAGAACUAUCACAAAUCACUUGAUCACCGUAGUGACUACCUUAAGCAGCAGGAUACAAAAAGCUUGAGCACUACAGACUUAUUGGAAGAAAUCAAAGAAAUCAGUGAGAAGAAACAAAAAGAAAAUGAUUUUCUUGCAAUUUCUGCUGUAAACAGACAGCCUAUUAUUCCUCUCAUGGAAUCUGGGUAUCCUGAUCUGGAGAUUCAUGAAGAUGGACCUAAUGAUACAGAAGGUGUUGUCAAGGCUAAGAAUAAUUCUGCCAAAAGUGGUAUUGCAAUUGCCAAGGGUCAUGUUAGUCUUGGUGUUGGAUCUAACAAAAUGAAUCCCAAGAGUUUGAACUCUAAUAGAAAUGGGAAUGAGAGUGUUCAGCUAGAAGAAUCUAAUUCCUGCAAAGAACGGAAAACAAAUGAGGAUAAUAUGGUUGAGGAGGAUAAUUAUCUUUAUUUAGAGUGCUCUACACUUAAGCCUGAAACCUUACGCCGUAGUACACAGCAGGGUAAAGUGAAUAUAAAUGCAUCCAUUCCUAAUGAAGUCUCAAGAGGCAAUAAGCAAGAUCAUUCCAUUGAACAGUUAGUGAUUGCUAAUGCCUCACUGUCCUCUGGUAUGGAGCAAAGCAAUAGAACAAAUAUGUAUAAUGCAUCAGGACUGACAUCUACUCCAUCAAGACCUGGUAAUGUUCCUACUGAGGGAGGACUUAAUUUACCUUCAUUAGAGGAGACAUCAUCACUAUCCGUCUCACAAGGGAAAAUUGUUGCUCACGAUCCCAAUGAUAUUAUUGGUAGAGCUUUGAAUGUACCUGAUCACCCAGGCUGUGUUAAGGGAGUGGGAUUUGGAGUGACACAAAAGACUUGUGUUUCACCGCAACAAAGGUCACGAUCUGUUACAGAUGAUCAAGCGCAACAAAUGAAGGACGUAGACAUCAAAGAGCAAAUGGCCAAGUUGCAAAUGGAAAUGCAAAUGCAAAUGACUAAAGAGCAACAAAUCAAGAAUGACUUUGACAACCUCGGAAAGCAAAUUGCCAAGUUGCAAAUGGAAACGGAAAUGGAAAUGCAAAUGAAUAAGGAGCCGUAGGCAGAAGGUUUGGGUGGCCCAAGUGCUAGAAAUAGUUGCAAACCUACAACUACUCAUAUACCAUAGACACAUGUAGUAUCAUGAGGAAAAAGGCAAAGUUUCUCAACGUACAAAUGUGUGGAAUAUUAAGAAUCCAAAGAAAGAGCAGCAGUGCACUUGAUAUUUCUGGCCAAGCCAUUGGUUCUGACUUGUGGCGCCGCAUAUUGAGGUAUAUCAAAAUAAAUUUUCAAGGGAGGCGACCAAGUGACGUUACGUUACACAUUACAAAUGAAAUCUUUUCAUUUGUUGCUAUGGAGUACAUUGGUGAAGAAGAUUGUUAUAAUCUUGUUCACUUUCCAAUACUUUCUGCCAUUGUCAACAACAGUAUAUAUAUUUGCAUCACGUGGGUUGUCACUGCGAUUUUCUUCCUCCAUCUGAUACGAGGUUGCCACAAAAUAGUUACAUACAAAGAAAAACCUAACAAUUUGCUCAAAGGAGAAGUCAAGAGAUCCAAAUAAAUUGUAUUUUCUUCAUGAAGCCUGCAGCAGUUACUCUAUAGACUCUAGAGCGUAAGUUGAUCAAAUAAGAGAAGAAUGAUCAUCUUUUGUUUUUCAAAAUUAUUGUAUACGUACAUAGAUCAUACAUUUGAUUCUUUGAUUUUGUCUAUAUUUGUAUAUAUGUGAGUUUGACUCCAUAUAUUCUCAUUGUUCUAAUUUAAGCCACGAUUCAAUUUUGAUAAUGAUAAUGUUAUUACAUAGUUCUU